This is a messenger RNA of Jatropha curcas, 1722 nucleotides long. Its product is annotated as Nse4, component of Smc5/6 DNA repair complex. Lineage: Eukaryota; Viridiplantae; Streptophyta; Magnoliopsida; Malpighiales; Euphorbiaceae. Gene Ontology annotation, cellular component: nucleus; Smc5-Smc6 complex. Gene Ontology annotation, biological process: DNA repair. The record is from RefSeq and is a predicted model, not a curated record.
GGCUGUUUUGUCUAUUCAACAUAUUUUAUUAUUUUAUUUUAGAAUUUAUUUAUCAUUUUUGGACGAGGAGUGAGAGAGGAGGAUUUUGAAAAUGCCAUUUCCAAUUGAGUGAAUUUAAGUAGAGCGGGAAAAUCAACCACCAUUCCCUAAAUCCAAAAGUCAAGCCUACAAGAAAAGAAAAGGUUUGUAUUAAGAUUCUUUCAUAAUUAGGGAUUUUCUUUCUCCUGAGAAUCUCCAAUCAUGGUCAGAACUGUCAAGCGAGAGCGCACCAGUAAUAGUAAUGGAAACCCAGUUGACUCGGAUCGACAACUCAGAGCUGUGAAGCGAGAACAUUUGACUCGGAAUCGAGCUGGCGCCGCCGGAGAUCAGUCAUCGCAGGAAGACUUCAUUGAGCGGCGAGUCCUUCGGUCUAAGUAUCUUGCGUUAUAUAAUAAGAUCAAUGAUGAGAGAGAUGAUUUAACGAGAGUCGAUUCAAAGAACUUUGCUAGCAUAAUUAAGGAAGUCGACAAUUUGCACCAGCAUGUGCUCAAGCCAAGAGAGCAAGUUGCAGAUGCAGAGGCCUUGUUGGGCAUAACUAACUCAUUGGUGACCUCUGUUAAGUCCCAGUCCAAUGAAGGGAUAACUGCUGCAGAUUUUGUUUCUGGUUUGCUCACAGAGUUUGGCCAAUCUAAUAGGACAUUGGACAAUGAAGGGAAUAUCUCUAGUUCCAUCAAGUGGAAAGAGAUUGGGGUUGUUGUUUCAUCCAUUUUUAUGAAAUGUAAUGGGUUCACCACAAUGGUUGGACCAAUGAAUACUGAGUUGAAACAGAGGAGAGCUGUGGUUCAUAGAAGUGAUAGAAGGUGUGCAAAACCAACUGAAAAAGCUCGGCCUCAAGAGGUUGAUGAUACUAGGGCAGAAGAGAAAACAGAUACUGAUAAUAACAUGUCAACAAUGUUUGAGAUCUUAAGGAGGAAGAAAAGGGUUAGACUUGAAAAUUUGAUCUUGAAUAGAAGGUCUUUUGCACAGACUGUGGAGAACUUGUUUGCACUUUCAUUCUUAGUUAAAGAUGGGCGGGUUGAAAUAACAGUGGAUAAAAGCGGUUCGCACUUUGUUUCACCUAGGAAUGCUCCUGCUGCUGAUUCUGUAAUGUCACGGGAGGUUGAAUAUAGGCAUUUUGUUUUCAGAUUUGACUUCAAGGAUUGGAAGCAAAUGAGGGAUGUGGUUUCGGAAGGUGAUGAGCUAAUGCCUGACCGAAAGAGUUCUGCUAUUUCUGAGUCAGACCCAUCAGUUGACGUUAACCAAGGAACAGUAGUCAGGACGCCAAUCAGGAAAUUGUCUAGGAACCGUGGCCUUGUCGUACAUGAAGAUUCAGUUGUUGAAGACUCUCCUGUUGAAGCUACACAAGGUGGCAUUGGCUCCCUUAGAUGUAAGCGUAAGCUCGUUUGAUUCGAGCUUAGUGUAUCAGGCAUCAGCUAUUUUGUAUUGUACAUGAUAAAUUCGGGGGGAUUUUGCAUAAAUAGAUGUUCCUGUGAAUUCUUUCAAUUUUGGGCACUUGCAAUUUGGUGUGUGCAUAACUUAAAUAUGCUCCAUAGGAUAUGCAAUGCAAGGAUGUUUUGUUGCAUUUCAUAGCCUUGAUUGGAGAUUGAAGACGGAUCAAGGACUUGUACAAACUCAAGAAUUGAAAGUUACUGAUUUUGCUGAUUAAUUUCAAAUUUACCACUGAGUGGAUCUGUUCAAAUAAAA